Messenger RNA from Penicillium brevicompactum, 1194 nucleotides. RefSeq names its product intradiol ring-cleavage dioxygenase. Bases 1 to 1194 code for a protein of 397 amino acids. The transcript has 3 exons. The record is from RefSeq and is a predicted model, not a curated record. Gene Ontology annotation, molecular function: ferric iron binding; oxidoreductase activity, acting on single donors with incorporation of molecular oxygen, incorporation of two atoms of oxygen. Lineage: Eukaryota; Fungi; Ascomycota; Eurotiomycetes; Eurotiales; Aspergillaceae.
AUGGUUCAGCUUUCCAAAUUCAUCGCUGUUGCAGCAGCUUGCUUGGCGGCUCCCGCCAUCGCCCACCCAGGAGAAAAGCACAACCCCCAUGUCCUGAAGCGAGAGAUACAUACCCGUGAUGCCAUGGCUGCUCACGCCAAGCGCUCCCUCGGUGGGUGUGAAAGUACCUUCCACGCGCGGGAAUUGAACAAGCGCAGCAUCGCUCGUCGUUCUCGUACUGUUCAACAACUCCGCCAGAAGCGUGGCAUCACUGCCUCCCCUAAAAAACAGCGUCGAGACCUUGCUGCUCUCGAAAAGUGGGAAGCCAUUGAUCACAAUCGCACCGAUAUUUUGGACUACAGCCCUGCUACUCCAGAGUCUGUGAUCUUUGCCGCCAAUACCAGCUGUAUCCUGUCUCCCACCGUCACCGACGGCCCCUACUAUGUCUGGGGUGAGGUCGUGCGCCAGAACGUGAAGGAGGAUCUGUACUCGGAUGGUGUGGAUGUUUUCCUCGAGGUGCAAUACAUUGAUAUCAACACUUGCAAACCCGUUCCUGGUGCGCUGGUUGACAUCUGGCAGGCCAAUGCCACUGGUGUGUACAGCGGCAUCUCGGAGUCGGGCAAUUACGCUGCCGACGGCUGGGACUCGACCUACCUGCGCGGAAUUCAACAGACUGACCGCGAUGGUGUGGCCACGUUCGAGAGCAUCUUCCCCGGUCACUAUGAAGGUCGUGCGACGCACACCCAUCUCCUUACUCACCUGAACGCCACUCUCCUGCCCAACAAGACUCUCGAGGUUGGUACCGGAAGCGUCGCACACAUCGGGCAGUUGUUCUGGAACGAGGUCCUCCGCUCUGCCGUGGAAGAUACCUACCCUUACAACACCAACACCCAGAAUGUGACCACCAACGCGGAGGAUAUGUGGAGUAUUGAGCAGGCCGACAGUGCCUAUGACCCCUUCCCCGAGUACCUCUAUCUCGGAGAUGACCUCGACGAUGGCUUGUUCGCGUGGAUUCAAAUUGGUAUCAAUGCCACAGCUGAUUUCACCGACAACUCGUACUACAGCAUUGCUGCAUACUACGAUGCCGAUGGUGGUCACCAAAACGAGGAUAGCUCUUUCGGCGGCGGUAGCGGCGGCGGUAGUGGCGGCGGAGCUCCGAGCGGUUCUGCGCCCAGUGGCACCAUGGCUGGCGCCUCGCCGAGUGCGUCUGCGUGA